ACUACAGAGACUGACUAAACUACAGCCAUAACGGAGAGUGUCACUGUGAUUAUUACAAAUCCUGUAUAUAACUUUACCGUCAGUUUUGAGAUACAAAACAACGAGUCAUCAAGAAUAAACGAUGACUUUUCAUACCUGAUCUCAGUUUUAUUCUCUUUUCUGCAGAGCUGACAAUGCUGAAGAUGAAGCUGCCCAUGAAAUCGGCGGUGGAAGGAGGACACAAAACGGCCGAAGACGAGCUUGAAGAAACCUCUGAAUGCAAUCUCCAUAUUCCCGGUUCUAGUUUCCAGACGUCACCCAACACCAACAGGUUUACAGAUUCUCCGAGCGGGCUGCGGUACCCAGUCUCUCUGGAUAAAGAGGCGGUGUACGAGUGGUUCGGCUUGUACCUAAGUCCGGCCAAGCGAAUCGAGUUUAUGUGUGGACUGCUUCAUAUGUGUCAGCCACCAGAGUUACGCUUUCUGGGCUCCUGCCUUGAAGAUCUUGCACGAAAAGAUUUCCACAUCCUCAGGGACUCCGAGAUAAAAGCAAAUGGCCCGAACGAUCUGAGCCUGUUGACGGAUGUCACUGACCCUGUGAUCCGGUCCAAACUUCUCGUGUGUAUGGCCCUCUUGGGGUCUGAGAACAGGGAGUGCGCUGAGAUACUAUUCCGUAUCCUGAGCCAUGUGGAUUCCUCCUUGAACUUGUUCAAGAAGUACGGCUUGCCUGUCACUACGUAUACGGACCAUCAUCGGUGUGGUGAUGGAGAGGUGCACGGUGGAUCGUUGCAGGGUUGCGGGCCCCCAAUGGAGGUAGCAGCCGAUGCCCAGCAGCAAUUGGAGUUGCUUUUAACCAUGGCCUCCUUGCACCCAGCUUUCCCUUUUCACCAGAGAGAGUGUUUGAGAAUGCACUUGGACAAGAUUGAGAGAUAUUUUAUUUGGAUCCUCUUCUCUCAGAAUAACGUUCAACCAAAUGAUUACUUUGCUCCCAGUACUGACAACAACCGGUUUGAAAGAACAGCACCUACUCGGGGAAAUCAGACUGCCUCUAGAAAAGCACAGAGAGAAGCAGUACACAUAGAGACGAUUGUGCUGAAAGGAGUGUCACGAGGUAGCAUAUGCUUGGAGUACACAUUUGAGGUCAAUUGGUCUGAUUUGUCGCUGAGCUCUGUAACAAAAACACACCAAGAACUUGAAGACUUUUUAUUAAAGCUACCAAAAGAGCUUUCUACCGAGUCGUUUGAAAGAGGCAUUUUACGAUUGCUGAGCCAAGGACACAAAUGGGAACAUGGGGACCUUGAGCGGACUUUAAGGGAUACGUUUCUGACAGCCCCACAAGCAUUCCUGCAAAGAGAUAGGGUCUGUCUUUUCUUCCUUUCCAGCUCAACAGACCCAGGCCAUAGCCACAAUACGGAGCCGCACAUGGCAAGUAAUCGCAAAAAACAUGCUGACAAAAGCCCUAGUCUAAGCAUUCUAGGUGACAAGGGCCCUCAGAUGGAGGAACGGAGGGUCAAGCACUUGGAGUACAAUGGAGUUCUAGAUUGGAGGAAGAAAAGCUGCUCUUUGAAACCUAACCCUGAGCACUGCACACCAGCUUCUGAUGAGCAUCUAAGUGAAGAUAAAUGGAGUUUACCUCAUGGCAGCAAGAAGAAAGUGAAAUCUUUAACUGACAGGGAGAAGGGAAGGAAAGGAGAUGGUAGAAUAAGCUACAUCGCCAAUGGCAUCCUGAGACCUGCUCCGGUGCAGCUUGUGCGAUCAGAGUCUGGGAAAGAUCCCAGACUGGAUGCUGGCUUGGGUCCAGACACCUGUGGAGGGACAUCCGCUGAGGGCUACAGCUCCCCCUCCAGCCCCAGGCUCGAUGGCAGGGAGGGUUUUGAAAGCCAGGACGAGAAGGACAAGGAUACUGACAAUAACUCUGAAGACUCUGGCAAUGCAAUGGGUGCAGCUUCUGCUGAGGGAAGGUCUGUCGCCCCAGCUGUGUUCCUGAAGGAUGACGUCCUGCGGCCAGAGAGCCCCCUGAGCACCACCAAGUUCACCCAGUUCUCUUUUAUGCCGCCCAUCCAGUGUGUGAUCCAAAAUGGUGCUCCUUGGCCCGAAGGUGUGGUCCCUCCACAGACAGUAGACAGCAAGCCUGUGGGCUUGAUGGUGACGGUGCCCACUGCUCUUCCUUCCAUGAGGGAGGCCAUGGUGAGCCCUGCAGCAGCCGGAGACUCGGAAAAGCAGCACCUGGAUACCACCUCCCUCCUGUCUGCUUUAAACCCUUCCCAGCCGCAGCAACCAGGCAGCCCAGCUGUCUACCCCGUGAUCCAGCGCUUCAGAAUGUCUGCCCCACCCAUUUCCCAGAGCUCAGAGAACUUCACCACCACGCAGCAUCAGCCACUAGUAGGUGCCAUCAAUUUGAUAUCCCCUAACCCAGCCUAUGUGUCCACCCUCAAGUCAGCCAGAGGAUAUCCGAGUGGAGAGCCAAUGGGGCCAGGUCUGCCCCCUGCCAUGCCCUACACUGAGGCAAUGCAAGCCCACAACAAGCCUCCUCCACUGUCCUUGCCCACAGGCCUGCCAUCUUCUCUGCCCUCCUUUGGCCUGCCUGUCUCCAGGCCCUCCCCGGGAGCUGCGGGCACACCUCCUCCUGCUCGUCCCCAGGCAGUUGGCCAAGUGCAGGCCAUGGUGCCUCCAGCUGUUCCUACUCACACCCCGGGACCUACGCCCAGCCCCAGUCUGACUGUCACCCACAGUACAGCUCAGAGCGACAGCACUUCCUACAUUGACAGCAGCCUGAGCUCUGCCGGAUCCCAUCAGCCCCCACCACCACCACCACCACAACAGCAGCCGCAGGCGCCGCCCUCUGCACAACAGCUGGGAUGUGGGGCUUGUGGGUGCCGGGGCAGCUGUGGGAGCAACCACCCACCCAGCUUCUUCUUCACCCCCCAGCUGCAUCGGCAGCUCUUCAGCGUCCAGCCACUCUUUCACCUGACGUCCCUGUGCAACAGCAGCUACCUCAACCAGGCACACCAGAGCAACGGCGCAACACAGCUGCCUUUCUUCCCACCUGCUCACUCGCCCUACCCUAAUGGCCCCUUGCUGCACGCACACACAGACCACAUGCUUGGCAAUCAGGCCAACUAUGGCCUCCAGCAGAUGUCUACUUUCGGUCGCUUCUACCCACCCAUGUAUCAGACAGUCAGCGUGAUGCCCAAUGCUGCCAAUGGGGCAGGAGUGAAGAAGAACGGGAGCAUCUCCUGCUACAACUGCGGAGCCAGUGGACACUAUGCACAGGACUGCAAGCAGCCAUCAGUAGAGGCCAGCCAACAAGGUGGCUUUCGGCUUAAGUAUGCUCCUCCUUCUCAUCCUGAGACUCUAGACUCUACAGACUGAAACAGCAGGACACCACAAAGGCGUUUUAUUCUUUCUAAUAAAGUUUAGUUUCCUGAGAGCCAGUGUUUAAGAUUUUUCAACCUCUUCAGGGGAGGGGUUUAGUUAAUCUGAAAACUUGUGCUUAAAUCUCAUCUAGAUCACAGAUGAAGGAAACAAUCAGUCACAAAGAUAAUAAUGUCGAUCUCUAGUUUUGCACUGAAGACUUGCAAGAAACACUUGCUACGUUUACUGAAUUACUUAAGUACCACCAUGUCACUUAAAAGACUUUGGUAACAUUUAUAUUGAAAAGAGUGGCUUUCAUUUUUUGCGUAAUGUUUUCAUGCUUGCUUUUCUGUGAGAUGCAGAAAGUUUAAGCUUUCUAGUACAAGACUUGCUUAGCCAGAAAUCUUGACGACAUCACAGCAUUUCACUGAGGUUUUUCUUUUUUUUUUUUUUUUUUUUUUGCAAUACAUUGAAAAACAGAUUUGAGAAUCCAUGUGCCUAUAUUUACCUUGUUGGAGCAAACAUUUAAAAAGAGAAAAAAAUAAAAAUAAAGGAAAAAAAAAGCUUUAGAAAGACUUAGAAAUGAUUUUUUUAAAUGAAACAAAAUGUGUUUUUAAGGAUUUUUUUAGAGCAGCUAAUUAACAAAAACAUCAAAUUUUUAUAUUUAUUUGAAAUCUUAAAUUAUAAAAAGAACAGAUUGUGUGACUGUUGUUUAAAAUGUUCUGUGUUUAUAGGAAAACAUGCAAGAGGCCACAGUCAUUUCUUAAGAUACACGUCUUUGUUUUAGUGUCAUAAUUAUUAUUUUUUUUUCCCCAAAAAACAAAAAUCUAAAGCUCGGAUUAUUACA
Messenger RNA from Polyodon spathula (Mississippi paddlefish), 4179 nucleotides. RefSeq names its product zinc finger, CCHC domain containing 2 (gene zcchc2). Gene Ontology annotation, molecular function: nucleic acid binding; zinc ion binding. NCBI's taxonomy places the organism in Eukaryota, Metazoa, Chordata, Actinopteri, Acipenseriformes, Polyodontidae. Bases 174 to 3350 code for a protein of 1058 amino acids. The transcript has 13 exons. The record is from RefSeq and is a predicted model, not a curated record.